Molecule: messenger RNA, 1365 nt
Organism: Aspergillus terreus NIH2624
Lineage: Eukaryota; Fungi; Ascomycota; Eurotiomycetes; Eurotiales; Aspergillaceae
Product: ubiquinol--cytochrome-c reductase subunit 2
Exons: 4
Coding region: 1-1365 (454 amino acids)
Cellular component (GO): mitochondrion
Molecular function (GO): metal ion binding
Source: RefSeq, a predicted model, not a curated record
AUGCUGUCGCGGUCCUCUUUCGCCCGCAAUGCGCCCCGUGCGCUCCAGAAGCAGUGCUCUGUCACCGCCGCCAGUGGCCGCCGUGGCAUGGCCUCUGCCACUCAGUUUGACGUUUCUGAGUCUUCUGGUGUGAAGGUUGCCAACAGAGAGACCGCUGGUCCUACCGGCACCCUGGCGUUGGUUGCAAAGGCCGGUUCCCGUUACCAGCCCUUCCCUGGCUUCGCCGAGGCCCUCGACGAGUUCGCCUUCAAGUCUACCCUCAAGCGCUCAGGAUUGCGGAUCACUCGGGAGGUUGAACUGCUGGGCGGUGAAGUUUCCUCGACACACUCUCGCGAAAAUGUCGUCCUCACGGCCAAGUACCUCGCCAACGACCUCCCCUACUUUGUGGAGCUGCUCGCCGAGGUUGCUUCUCAGUCCAAGUUCGCUGUCCACGAGUUGCAGGAGAUCGUGAUCAAGCACCUUAAGUACAGACAGCAGGCUUUCGCCGCCAGCCCCGAGGCUCAGGCUCUUGAUGCUGCCCACGCCGUGGCUUUCCACCAGGGUCUGGGAGCUAGCAUUACUACCUCCACCAACAUGCCCUUCGAGAAGUACCUUUCCGCCGACGCCAUCGCCGAGUACGCUCAGAAGGCGUUCUCCAAGUCUAACGUUGCCCUCGUUGGCACCGGUUCCAACUCGGCUGAGCUCUCCAAGUGGGUGGGUCAGUUCUUUAAGGAGCUCCCCAGCGCCGGUGGUCUCCAGUCUGCCGCCUCCAAGUACUACGGUGGUGAGCAGCGUAUCUCUUCCAAGGCCGGCAACGCCGUUGUGAUUGCCUUCCCUGGCUCCAGCGCCUUCGGUGCCUCCGGCUACAAGCCCGAGGCUUCCGUCCUCGCAGCUCUCCUGGGUGGUGAGUCCACCAUCAAGUGGACUCCUGGCUUCACCCUCCUGUCCAAGGCUACCCAGGGCUUCUCUCAGCUCCGUGCCUCGACCCAGAACCUCUCCUACUCCGACGCCGGUCUGCUCUCCGUCAGCCUCUCCGGCCAGGCCGACCAGGUCGCCGCCGCCAGCAAGAACGUCGUCGACGUUCUCAAGAAGGCCGCUGCGGGUGAGGUCGCCGCCGAGGAUGUCAAGAAGGCCACCGCCCUCGCCAAGUUCCGUGCCCUCGAGGCCGCCGAGACCCUCUCUACCGGUCUGGAGGCUACCGGCUCUGCUCUCCUUAACACCGGCAAGAUCGCCCAGCUCAGCGAGGUUGCCCAGAGCUUCGACGCCGUCACCGAGGCCCAGGUCAAGGAUGCCGCCAAGUCUAUCCUCUCCGGCAAGGCUUCCGUCGCCGCUGUUGGAGAUCUCCACCAGCUUCCCUUCGGCGAGGACCUCGGUCUGACCGUGUAA